AUGUCUACCGAAUGUCCGGAACUAAUCGCACACUGGUUUCAUGCAAUAGACGUUCCCCGAAGUGAUCCAAUUAAAAAGUCCACAACCAACAUUGUAAGGUCGCCUCAGGAAGCCGCUAGUCCAACCGUUCCAAAAACAAAACAACCGUCGAAUUGGGUUCCAUUUUCUAAACGUGACAAUGCCGCUCUGGAACAGGCUUUUAAAUCUGGUAAUCCGAAACAGGUUCCCUGUAAUGAGGAUUAUCUAUUCGAAGUCGAUAUCGACAAACGUGAAAUCCGUCCGAUAUAUUGGCUAGGACCUGUAUAUGAAGUUAAACGCGCCACAUGGUUCCAACAAGGCGAUGGCGGAAAGUUUUUUCCAUGCGAUGAAAAUCUAGCGACACAAAUCGAGGAAGGAUACAGAAAUCGUAAAGUUUGGCUCCCACAUCCCGACCCGGAUCCUAAUAAUCCUAAUGGGUCAGAGCCGGUCGAGAAAAGCUGCCCGUUGUUUGGCAAAUAUCUAUCUCAAUAUGUGACCUACACAAACCAAACGACCGCGUGGCUGUUGACCGACGACGUGACUGGAAGGUUCACCAAAACGUUAUUUUCCACCCUCACCAACAAUGUAAAUUUGGGAGGGAUUCGUCUCGUCCGAGGUUAUAAUGAGGUGAAAAAAUACACGUCACAAAAUCAAAAAGACGGCGGAGAAAAGAAGAAAAAAGAAGAAUUGGAUAUUGAGAUCAGAAGUGUUGCUGCUUCUGAUGACCAAGUAAAAGAAAGAGAUAUUAAACAAGAGUUCAUUGAAAGUCAAGAUUAUGAAAAUGAAGAAAGCGAAGAGGAAGAAAGGGCUAUUGACCAUUUAAUUUUAGUCAUUCAUGGGAUCGGUCAGAAAUUGAGCGAGAGGAUGGACGCAAUAAAUUUUGUUCAUGAUGUCAAUGUUCUGAGGAAGACCAUAAAAACAAUUUUUAAAACGAAUCCUGAGGUUUUCCCCCACGGUUCUCACACGAGAACGGGUUCGAAUGCAAAUCCAAGCAAACGUAACUCCGCGCCAUCGGAAAAAGGGGCACAUUUGAGAAAUGGCGUUCAAGUGUUGCCCAUACAAUGGCGUCAGGAAAUUAAGUUUGGCAUGGCAUCUGAAGAUGAAAAUAUCCAAAGGGAUUUGGGUAUGCCUGAGGUAGCGGAAGAAGGUCAAACUACUCUUGAUGAAAUUACCCUUGAUGGCGUUCCAACCUUGAGAAUGUUGAUCUCUGAUGUAUUAAUGGAUGUACUAUUAUACAUGACUCCGCGAUAUCGCGAGGUCAUGAUCAGCACGGUUACAAACGAAGCCAACCGAGUUUAUAAUGCGUUUAUCCAAAGAAACCCCAAGUUCCUUGAAAAUGGUGGGAGGGUAUCAAUAUACGGUCAUUCAUUAGGUUCCGUGUUGGCUUUUGACGUCCUAUGUCACCAACCACCAAUCGUUUCUUCAACGGCCUUUGGUAUAUUUAGCGAGACUGCAAAAACAUCAAAUGUGAAUCAGAUAAACCAUGAUUCUGUGAAAUUGUGUUUCAAAGUGCACAAUUUCUUUGCAUCCGGCUCACCCAUCGGCCUAUUCUUGUUACUUAAAGGUCUCAAGAUUUCGUCGAGGAAAAAUCGCGACAAGGAAAACCAAGGUCAAAUGAUUGCCGGUGCCGCCGUGCAAUUAGGAAUGGAGGUACCUUCAUCGGUGGCAGAUCACAUCCCAUUGUGUUACCCCGCAGCAAGAAAUAUUUAUAAUAUUUUUCAUAAUGCAGAUCCUAUCGCGUAUCGUCUGGAGCCACUUAUUGCAAGAAAUUAUGGUUCCGGUUUAAAACCGGCCCUUAUACCAUAUCACAAAGGUGGACUUAGAGCUGUUCAUCUUGGAAUUCAGGAAUUUGGAAAUGAUCUUGCGACAAAAGCCACAAAUAUCUUUUCAACCGUAAGGACAUCAUUGAUAUUCACAAAAGGGCUUCAAGUCUUGGGGGCUAACCCCUCACAUAAACGCUCAGCAUCAACUCCUGUCACAAAUGCCGAUAACGAAACUUCCGGUUCGGCGCUGACAAAUUACCCGCCAACACUAUUUGCUCAGCCGACAUCUGCUUCCGAGAAAGAAAAGGAAGAUCCGGAGGGCGCGGAAAAACUUAAAAGUUUAAAUUGUUCGGGAAGAAUUGAUUACGUUUUGCAGGAGGGUAUCCUUGACGUAGGUUACAUUAAUGCCAUCACGGUACACCUGAGUUAUUGGUCAGACUUGGAUGCAGUCAGCUUCAUUUUGAAGGAGAUUUACAGAGAAUGUCCGGAUGAAGGAGUCGAUGAUGACGAGGUCGAAUUGUGUUCAGACGCAAAGUAA
Acaulospora colombiana is the source of this 2319-nucleotide messenger RNA. The record is from the annotation of a GenBank genome assembly. Lineage: Eukaryota; Fungi; Glomeromycota; Glomeromycetes; Diversisporales; Acaulosporaceae.